AUGAGCAACGUAUUCGAGCCUACGGAAACAGGCUUAAGCGUGAGCUUACGAAAUGAUGGCGUGGUACCUGUUGAUAUGGACAGUCUAGAGAUGCACGAACUUUACUCUGACUCAAAGAAAACGGGCUCUGUUGCUCGACCGCGGAAAAAGCUAUUCUUCGUUCCAACAUUUUUCGCUGCUGUCGCUUUUUGUAUUUUCGUGGGACUUUUGAAGCAGCGACUGCAUCAAUCAGCUGACUCAACUGCUAAAGCUCUGCGGGUUUCUGAUAUUCGACCUCCCGCAACUAUCUCGGGGCGUUGGACACACCGGCAACUGCCCGCUCAGUAUGAUGAAUGGGGGCUGCCAACGAUAGCACACUUUGAAGAGACCCUCUCCCCAACUCUGAAACAAGGAAAAGAUGCCAUUGCCCAGGCAAUUGCACAUUCCGAAUCAAAGAAGAGCAGCAGCCUCUCUGUAGACCCAGCUAACAGACAGCAUCUUGCUGCGAGAACUUUAUCGAACGACAAGUCAGAUUCACUGCUGGGGAUGACGCUUGAGCUCGAAGAUGUAGUCCCAUUCAAACGACGUGCAGAGAACAAACCUGUGCCUAGCAAAAUGCGCAUUACAAAGGUUGUAGGCUCGGACCCCUCCGGCCUGCUUGUUCUGGCAGAGGACGUCAAGUCCCGGCAGCUGUACACCAUGCGCGUUUGCAUAAUGCAAGCUCCUCUGGCGUCGGAAUUCCCCGACAGCGAGUCGCUCUUUGAAACAAUUUCGUAUUGGAAUGAAAUUGACGACAAAGUGGUCAGUCAAAUCUCCAAGAGCACUCCAGAGGGCGAGGACGAUUCUCAGCAAAUUGCCACCAUUCCUAUUUACACGGCAAAUGUUGCAGGUGCAACAGACGCUACUGUAAUUAAUGGGAGCUACGUUUUUGGUCAAGUGUACCUUCUGGAAGAGUUGCACGGAAGCAUGCAGACUUUGGAUCUGAAAGGCGAAGAACUUCUGCCGCAAACCCACGAAUACAUUGGUAGCCGCUUGUUGCAGGUCUUCCUUAAAUUGCAGAAGGCAGGAAUAAGCAGUGCGGCUGUGGACUGGAGCAAUAUCUUUGUGCGUCCCGACGGUUCUUUCGUUGUGAGCGGCUUUCGCUCCUCCUCCCCCUUCGGGUGGCCCUACGGGCCUUUUGCUGCGUUCAAUCUGGAAAGAUCUGAGCCGCAGCUAGUUCUCUCGAUUUUUCGUUCCCUAGAAACAAGCGAGUCCUGUGUAUCUCACCCUGCCGUUGACAUGUGGCUUCUUGGGACACUCCUGUACGAGUUGUUCACAAAGGGAGAAUCUGCCUAUGGCAUGGAUGAGUGGUACGAAAUGGAGGACUCGAGGAAGCUGGCAAAAGGACUGCUUGAAAGGAAAACUAGAUCUGAAGUCUUGCGGCCACAGCUGGAAGCUGCAAAUGUUCCCGAAAGGUGGUUAGAGCUUAUCUUGCGCUUGCUGGAGCCCGAAAGAGUCAACAGGAUUACUGCUUUUGGAAUUAUGAAGGAGUUCCCCGAUCUUGCGCAACAUAUAUCGCACAGGCUAUCUGAGUAG
Molecule: messenger RNA, 1554 nt
Organism: Eimeria tenella
Lineage: Eukaryota; Apicomplexa; Conoidasida; Eucoccidiorida; Eimeriidae
Exons: 1
Coding region: 1-1554 (517 amino acids)
Biological process (GO): protein phosphorylation
Molecular function (GO): ATP binding; protein kinase activity
Source: RefSeq, a predicted model, not a curated record